Messenger RNA from Fragaria vesca subsp. vesca, 2253 nucleotides. Its product is annotated as dnaJ homolog subfamily C GRV2-like. Bases 171 to 548 code for a protein of 125 amino acids. The transcript has 4 exons. Lineage: Eukaryota; Viridiplantae; Streptophyta; Magnoliopsida; Rosales; Rosaceae. Gene Ontology annotation, cellular component: endosome membrane. Gene Ontology annotation, biological process: endosome organization; regulation of early endosome to late endosome transport; receptor-mediated endocytosis. The record is from RefSeq and is a predicted model, not a curated record.
UUGCUCAAUGGAUACAUAGCUCCUAAGAUUGCCAAGUUAGUGAUUGGAGCUAUAGAGCAAAUGGGGACGUGUGUUUCUUUGCUAUUACGUUGAUAUGAUACAUAGGGAGAGCUGGUAGUUCUAGUUAUUGCGUGGAUUGAACACCCUUUUCCGAAUUCAGCUGACGGAUCAUGUUAGUUUUUGUAAGAAAUUCGAAACAGCAAAGAGCAGAAAUUGUAUGUAGAUAUAUGUUCGGGCAGGUAUACCUUUCGUCUCUAAAUUGUAUGCAGAAAUUGUUUGGACUUGGGGAGCAUGGUGAUGCUGUAUCUCGUCAACUGAUUCUUACAAAAGUUUCAGUGGCUGAAAGACGGCCAGAGGACUAUGAAGCUGUUAUGGUUCGACCCUUAUCUGCAGUAAAUGCCCUUGUUCGGUUUACUGGGGAGCCCCAGAUGUUUGCAAUUGAGUUCAAUGAUGGAUGCCCCAUCCAUGUAUAUAUACAAGCACCUCUGGUGAUAGCUUACUUGGGGCAGUUCGUGAUUUGUUGCAAACAGAAGGUCAAUAUGCUGUGACUGUGUUACCAAGACUGACGAUGCCUGGCCAUCGCAUUGUUCCACCUUGGGGCAGAGUUAAUUUACAAUUUGAAAUUCAACGGCCUAUUGCAGAUAUGGAGAUCGCAUCCAUGCAUUUGAAGCACUUAGCAGCAGCUGCCAAAGAUGCAGUUGCUGAAGGUGGUUCCGUUCCGGGAUCAAUGCGAUGAAUAAGAGAGUUCAAUGCAUGUAUACCGUAUAAUGGUGUCCCUCCUAACAUAGAAGUACCUGAGGUGACGUUGAUGGCUUUAAUAACAAUGCUUCGGCUACGCCAAAUCUUCCUCCAGAGUCCCCUCCUUUGCCACCCCCUUCUCCUAAAGCAGCUGCAACAGUCAUGGGAUUUAUUGCUUGCUUACGUAGAUUAUUAGCUUCAAGAACUGCUGCUUCACAUGUCAUGUCUUGCUUACUCCGAGAUGGUUCAGAGGGUGUAGCUGCUGAAGCUGCAUUGCAGUUCUUAUUGGUGGUGGCCCUGGGGAUACAAAUAUAUUGACAGAUUCUAAAGGUGAGCAGCAUGCCACAAUCAUGCACACAAAGUCAGUGUUGUUUGCUCAACAAGGUUACGCCAUUAUACUUGCCAAUAGACUGAACCCUGUGUCUGUAUCACCACUAUUAUCAAUGGCUGUUGUUGAGGUUCUUGAGGCAAAAAUAUGUGAUCCACAUGGUGAGACAACACAAUACCCAGUGUAUGUUGAACUAUUACACCAAGUAGCUGGUUUGAAGCGUCGUCUGUUUGCGUUGUUUGGACAUCCUACUGAGAGUGUUCGGAAAACAGUGGCUGUGAUUAUGCGUACAAUUGCUGAAGAAGAUGCAAUUGUAGCAGAGUCCAUGUGUGAUGCUGCAUUGUGUGAUGGUGCUUUCUUGAGGCAUUUAUUGCAUGCAUUUUUCCUUCCAGCUGGUAAGCGACGUGAGGUUAGUCGACAGCUUGUUGCUCUUUGGGCAGAUUCUUAUCAACCCGCUCUAGAUUUAUUGUCUUAGAGUUUUGCCUCCUGGACUUGUUGCUUAUUUGCACACAAAAUCUGAUGGAGUUCUAUCAGAAGAUUCUAAUCAAGAAGUUUCCUUGACCAGUAGAAGACAGAGACGCUUACUUCAACAGAGGUGAGGUUGUACCGAAGUAUGAGCAACGUCCCAGGCCUUGCCUUCUGCAAAAAAUUAUGACGUGAAUGACCCCAUGACACAAACAAGUAGUGAUGUCUCAAAAGUGUCCAAUAACUAUCAAAGAUCUGCAAUGGAUCCAAAUUCUGGACAGGCUUCGACCAUUCAAUUUUCUGGUGCUCAGACUGGUGAAAACUUGACUGGGGAAGUAUCUUCUACUGGGGAUCUACAAAGCAAUUAUACAUCUUCUCUGGCUUCAGCUGAUGCUCAGUCAACAGGUGGUCAUGCUUCAUUGGCAGGAAAUACUGCAAUCUCAACAGAUUCUCAGCAAAUAUCCAAUCUCACAGAAUUCGGGUCUCCCUUCCCCUGCUCAGGUUGUUGUAGAAAACACUCCUGUGGGAUCUGGCAGGCUUCUGCGUAAUUGGCCUGAAUUCUGGCGAGCAUUAGCCUUGAUCAUAAUUGUGCAGAUUUGAUCUAGAAUCAGCGUACCAAGCAAGAGUUAAGGGAGGCCUUGCAGGCUGAGUUUGGCUCACACUGUAUUUUUAUUUUUAUAUGCUCAGCAUUUUAGUAUUUUUAGUGAGCAACUGCUUUUGAA